Messenger RNA from Ruditapes philippinarum (Manila clam), 3027 nucleotides. Its product is annotated as fibroblast growth factor receptor 1-like. The transcript has 18 exons. The record is from RefSeq and is a predicted model, not a curated record. NCBI's taxonomy places the organism in Eukaryota, Metazoa, Mollusca, Bivalvia, Venerida, Veneridae. Gene Ontology annotation, biological process: multicellular organism development; protein phosphorylation; cell surface receptor protein tyrosine kinase signaling pathway. Gene Ontology annotation, molecular function: ATP binding; transmembrane receptor protein tyrosine kinase activity; protein binding. Gene Ontology annotation, cellular component: signaling receptor complex. Bases 516 to 2540 code for a protein of 674 amino acids.
AAUAGAAAUGGAUAUUGUUUUUACCAAAUAUGAGAUGUCCAUUAUUGAAAAUCAGUAAAGUAAGGGUAAAAAUGUAUAAAAACCGUUGUCAAUAUGUUUGUUAUUUAUGUGAAAGUUUAUGGCGUAACAAUAUCAAAUUGAAAAUAUAAUAUGCCCGUAUGGCAAGAUCAAUUAUUCUGGUUUAUCAUAUAACUACAAUUGGUUUCUACUCAUGUAUGACAUUCUAUGAAAAUUGUCACUCGACAUCCGUAUUUGAUUCCGGAUUGAAUUUUAAAUCGGCAUGUCGCAUUCAACAAUGUUACAUCAGUUGUUGAACUAAAACUGAAAAUAAAUAAGAAUAUCUCAGGGACUGGAAAAGAUAUCUAUAGUACACGUAGAAAAAUAAGUUUUUUAGCAAAAAAGUCGUUGAUUGAAUGUGCAGGGAAAUAAGAAAUUGGUGAAUAAAUUUAUCAAUUACACAAUAAUUAAAACAAUCGUAGUGGGAACUAACGUGAAAAGGAUUAUUUUUCUACAUUAUGAGUGAUUACAAGAAUUAUUUGUCCGCAUAUAUUCAAGUUAUGGCAGCAUUGUAUACAUGCGGAUAUUGUGAUGGUCUUUGUGAAUACACGUGGGGUGAUUUAAUACUCAGAAAUCUUACAGAUGAUUGGCUGGAAAGGAAUUCUACUUGCUUAAAUGGCGAAAACGAGUCCAUUGAUACUGUAGAUGCAUCCAAUCUUGAAAUGACAAUGAGUGACGUCAUUACCUACUUAUAUACAGCCAACAAAUCUAAGGAAAUUAAACACCUAUACAUGUGGCAUAGUUACAUUCCAGAAGUGCAGGCUUAUUCGUUUGAGGUGUUAAUGAAUAUUGAAAGCAUAUCGCUUCGUCACAACCAUCUGAGAAGGUUGCAUGAAAACAGCUUCUUCAAUUUAACCUAUCUAGGUGAAAUCGAUCUUUCCUACAACGAUCUGGUUGAGAUCGAACCAUCUGUGUUCAACUGUUUACCAGAGGUGUAUUAUCUAGAACUCUCCAACAACAAGAUAGUGGAGCUAGGACCAGCUGUAUUUAGUCGUUUACCUAACCUAGAAUAUCUAUACCUGACAAACAACAAUCUGACAACAAUACAUGUUGAUAUAUUACCAAUCCUAGAAAUGAAUGUAAGGCACGAAAACGAGACCCAGCUGGCUGGAAAUCCGUGGACAUGUGACUGUUCUCUGAAGUGGAUGAUACAGUUUGUGCAGGCAUACACAGCAUCAGACAAUAUUUCAUGUAAUUUACCAUACAAUAUCAGCAUGCUGCGGCUUAGUCUUGAAAGUUUGGAUUGUGAUAACAUCAUACCGGAAGUAUUACAUGACAUGACAUUGGUGGUGAAAAUUGUUGUGUGUGUUUCACUCGGUGUAGGUGUUUCAAGCCUUGUUGGUGCGUUAUUUGUCUGGUUCAUGAAGAAAAACGCCAAAAAGAAAAGGAAACCUUUUAAGAUGUUGACAAACAGACACUACUACCGAGCACAAUCAGUGACAGAUAUUUCGGGAAUGUCCUUGUCACCUAAACGUUUCUAUGGAAACCAAGUAAAACAAGACAUGCAGAAAACAGAUGUAGGGUUUACAGAACUGACUGUGUAUGGUAAAGUUCGUCUGGUAAAACUUCUCGGACGCGGGGCGUUUGGUGAAGUAUAUGAAGGUUUCGAGACUGGUUUUAACAAUGUUGGAAGAAAAGUUGCCAUCAAAAGAAUUAGAGAUAAUGUAAAUCCAACGGAAACAGAAAGUUUAAUGAAGGAAUGUGAAAAUUUAAAGAAAGUUGGAUCCCACCAAAAUAUAGUUGAGGUGUAUGGAUCGUGUAUUAUCAAUGGGUCUCGUGCAAUAGUGAUGGAACUUGCAGAGGAUGGCGAUCUUAAGAACUUUUUGAGGACAUAUUAUGAAGCCAAUCGGACAGUGAUACAGAACCUGGAUUGUUCCGAGGAGAGGUCAUAUCUAUGGUCACAAUGUUCCCGGCUCUAUAUGUUUAUGUGGCAUAUAGCGAAGGGGAUGGCUUAUUUAAGUUCUCUAAAGAUUUUACACCGUGACCUUGCAGCUAGAAAUAUUUUGCUGUCUCAAGGACCAAUUGCAAAGAUAUCCGAUUUCGGUCUGUCACGUGAUGUGUAUGAGUCGGACUAUUAUUAUCAAGAAACAGCGGGGAGACUACCAUAUAAAUGGAUGAGUCCAGAGACGCUUAUAGAAGGGAGAUACACCACUAAAAGUGACGUCUGGUCAUAUGGUGUACUCCUGUGGGAAGUGGUGACACUAGGUGGCAGUCCGUAUCCAGGGAUACUACCGGAUAUGCUGAUAUCUAUGCACAAUUCAGGAUAUGUCAUGCCCCAGCCAUCACUCUGCCCAAAUGAUAUAUACAGACUUAUGGUAGAAUGUUGGAAAUAUACGCCCGAUCACAGACCUGUGUUCAAAACCCUUGUUGGAAGGUUAGAUGAAAUUAUACAGAGAGAAACAGAACAAAUGUACAUUGAUUUGGCAGUAGGAUUAAGACGAGGAUUAAGUCCAGUGGAAGAGGAGAGACUUACUGGUGAAUAAAUGAGUCACUUGCAUUUCCAGUAUUAGAAUGUCUCGCUGUCAUAAUUGGAUGUGCCAUAAAUGAGCCGCGUCACGACAAAACCAACAUAAUGGGUUCGCGACCAGCAUGGAUCCGCAUCCGCGCAGUCUGAUCAGGAUCCACGCUGUUCGCUUACAAACCCUAUUACAAGUAGAGAAACUGAUAGCGAACAGCAUGGAUCCUGAUCAGACUGCGCGGAUGCGCAGGCUGGUCUGGAUCCAUGCUUGUCGCAAACCCAUUAUGUUGGUUUUGUCGUGACACGUUACUAUUUAGGGGUAAAUAUAGCAUGACUCCUCGGUCUAGAGAUGGCAGUUGACAAUACAAGAUAAGAAGUAUCUUUGUGGCUUUAAUGCUACAAAAAUUUGGAAUGACAACACACAAGAUGGUGUUAAAUGUGUUUACAAUAUUCUACAAUUUAUAUGUUUGUCGUAUUCGACUACAAUUAUAAAUAAACGUCACAUAUUGACA